CUCAUUAUCGUCAGUCACGAGCGAUCCUCCUACGAAGAAACAAUAAACAGAAUUGUCAUGAAAAAAGAUAUGAAUCGUAUAGAAGACUUAUUCGUUCUCUAUGAACGAAUUUUCGCGAUAGGCGGUGUAUGGCCGUUGAAAAAUUCCUCGUACGUCAGAUUUAUGAUUUACUUCACUUAUUAUAUCACGUUUCUUGUAUUCUCGUAUGCCGAUUUAUUCGACAUCAUUGGUAAUCUAGAAUUAAUGGUAAUGAAUAUGGUCGAAACCAUCGUUUAUACGAUAACAUUUACAAUGAUACUCGUGAUACGUUUUAAUGGAUCAUUGAAAGGCAUUGUUGAAAAUGCGAAAGAAAAUAUUUGGAAAUAUAAUUUUGAAAACGAAGAGGAAAAAAUUAUUUACAACAAUUAUCAUUACGUAUCGAAAAUGUUCUUUAAAAUUUCGAACAUUGGUAUGAUUAUAACCGUAACAUUAUCAUACAUCAGACCUUUGAUAAAUUUUGCAACUGUCGCAGCCAAGGACAACAGUACAGAUAUUUAUAUUUUACCUAUUCGAAUACGUACCUUCUUUGAAUUAUCGAAUACUCGCGAUUACGUGCUCGUCUAUCUCUAUCUCUUUCCAAUGAUCUAUAUGUCAACGUGUCACAUGACAGCUAUAUGCGUCCUCGUCAAUCUCGUCUUUUUAAUUUGUACCGAUUUGUCCAUUUUGUCAUAUCGCAUACGAAAUAUCGAUGUCAAAUCGAAAAAGGACGUCGUCAAUCGUAGAAUUCGUUCGCUCGUUAAAAUGCAUCUGAAAAUAAUCUGGAUGGCUGAAUCAUUGGACAAUGCCUUCAACAUCGUACUAUUAGAUGAGUUAUUAGGUAACAGUAUUGUAUUGGCAAUCUCUAUAUAUUAUGUUCUAAUGAGUUAUGAUACAGCAGAAAUGGCGACUUGUUGUACAUUCGUCUUCUUUGCCUUCACUGCCCUUUUAAUGCUUUAUGGAUUCUGUACUAUCGGUGAUCAAUUGAUCCAACAGAGUGAAAAUGUCCUGAACGCGUACUACGAAUGCAAUUGGCAAGAUAUGUCUAAUAGUACAAAAAGAUCGCUUUUGAUAUGCAUGAUAAGAUCGCAGAAAUAUUUUAAUUUAACUGGUGGCAAAUUUUACGUAUUUUCAUUGAACGGUUUCACUGACGUUCUAAAGACAUCGAUGGCGUAUUUAUCAAUGCUACGUACAAUUAUAUAA
Vespa crabro (European hornet) is the source of this 1218-nucleotide messenger RNA. RefSeq names its product odorant receptor 2a-like. Gene Ontology annotation, biological process: detection of chemical stimulus involved in sensory perception of smell; sensory perception of smell. Lineage: Eukaryota; Metazoa; Arthropoda; Insecta; Hymenoptera; Vespidae. The transcript has 7 exons. Gene Ontology annotation, cellular component: plasma membrane. Gene Ontology annotation, molecular function: odorant binding; olfactory receptor activity. The record is from RefSeq and is a predicted model, not a curated record. The coding region runs from base 58 to 1218 and encodes 386 amino acids.